CCGCAGUUUUCGGUAUAGGUCAGUCAAUUUGCAGUGUGGCUGAGUGAGUUUGAAUUUGUUAGACUUCCAUUUUGGAGUAAGCAGGCAGCGGAUUGACCACUUCUGAGUUAAAAAAAAGAGAAUCGUGAAGGUUUAUGAAGAAGAUGGCAUCACUCUUAGUUCACACUGCUAAAAAGCUCCCAGGUAACACAUGCUGGACCGCUGUUCUGUGUACACGAUACUUGAGUUCAACAGCACAUCUACAUGCUCAAGUUCAAACAAAAUCCAAGAAAACUUUGGCUAGAUCAGGCAUCAGAAAUGUUGUUUUGGUUGAAGGAGUACGGACACCAUUUCUUAUGUCUGGAACAGAUUACAAUGAUUUGAUGCCACAUGACUUGGCAAGGGCUGCUUUACAAGGGCUUCUCACUCGAACGAGUCUUCCAAAACAUGUCGUUGAUCAUAUUGUUUAUGGCACUGUUAUCCAGGAGGUUAAGACAAGCAAUGUUGCACGUGAGGCUGCAUUGGGAGCAGGGUUUUCAGAUAAAAUUCCUGCCCACACUGUUACUAUGGCAUGUAUUUCUUCAAAUCAGGCAAUGACUACAGCUUUUGGUCUGAUUGCUUCUGGCCAGUGUGAUGCUAUAGUAGCAGGUGGUGUUGAAUUCAUGUCUGAUGUUCCUAUUCGCCACAGUCGAAAGAUGAGAAAAACACUCUUAUCCCUAAAUAAGGCAAAAACACUGGCUCAAAGAUUAUCUCUUCUCGGAAAAAUACGGCCAAACUUUUUUGCCCCUGAGCUCCCAGCAGUUGCUGAGUUUUCUACAAAUGAGACAAUGGGACAUUCAGCGGAUAGAUUAGCUGCUGCAUUUGGAGUUUCUCGCCUGGAACAAGAUGAAUUUGCUUUACGGUCUCACACCCUUGCUAAGAAGGCACAAGAACAAGGCUUUCUUACUGAUGUCAUUAGUUUCAAGGUGCCAGGAAGAAACACAGUCACCAAGGAUAAUGGCAUUAGACCAAGCUCAGUGGAACAGAUGGGAAAACUGAAGCCUGCUUUUAUCAAACCGCAUGGAACAGUUACUGCAGCAAAUUCUUCUUUUUUGACUGAUGGUGCAUCAGCAGUUCUUAUCAUGUCAGAGGAAAAAGCAGUUGCAAUGGGAUAUAAGCCAAUAGCAUAUUUAAGGGAUUUUGUAUAUGUGUCUCAGGAUCCAAAAGACCAGCUUCUUUUGGGCCCAACCUAUGCUACUCCUAAAGUUCUGGAAAAGAGUGGUCUGACUUUGGGGGAUAUUGAUGCUUUUGAGUUUCAUGAAGCUUUUGCAGGUCAGAUCUUAGCUAACAUGAAAGCUAUGGAGUCAGACUGGUUUGCACAGACCUAUGUAGGCAAAAAAGCAAAGAUUGGGGCACCCCCAAUGGAGAAGUUUAAUACUUGGGGAGGUUCAUUGUCUCUGGGCCAUCCAUUUGCUGCCACUGGAUGUCGUUUAGUAACAACAGCUGCCCACAGACUGCAGAAGGAAGGAGGACAGUAUGCUUUAGUAGCAGCCUGUGCUGCAGGUGGACAGGGUCAUGCAAUGAUUGUAGAAGCCUAUCCCCAAUGAAAGAAAACAGACUUUCUUCAGUAAUGUCUAUUGAAUGCCAUUCCGUUGCACUUAGAAGAUACUAGAUACGGAUUUAAAUUAUUUUUGAAUCCUUAAUAAUAAUUUGCCGGUUUGCCUUGACAUUUAAUGAAUUUAAUAAAUCAGCAUAAACAACAAUAAAAGGUGACGUGAUUAGCAAAACCAUUUCUACUUCUGGAUUAUACUGUUGGAAAGAGCACAGGAAUGAUCACUGUAAUGAUUACCGGUCGAAAAUGUAAUACUGAGCAGUUUAUUUUGUAAUGCUGCUGUAAUACCUGUUUAAAGUGUAUUAAUUUCUUUAACAUUCUCGAAGAAGAAAACUAUAAUACCUAAAUUUAAUGAUCACAUUAAAUUUGUUAAUUUGAGAGACAUUGGUUGAACCAUACAUAGUGGUUUAUUCCAGAAUGGAUGUCAGGUUGGUUAAGUAAAUCAUGUAAUAAAUUGCUAAAAAAAGAGUGCA
Molecule: messenger RNA, 2043 nt
Organism: Polypterus senegalus (gray bichir)
Lineage: Eukaryota; Metazoa; Chordata; Cladistia; Polypteriformes; Polypteridae
Gene: hadhb
Product: hydroxyacyl-CoA dehydrogenase trifunctional multienzyme complex subunit beta
Exons: 16
Coding region: 135-1565 (476 amino acids)
Biological process (GO): fatty acid beta-oxidation
Molecular function (GO): acyltransferase activity, transferring groups other than amino-acyl groups
Source: RefSeq, a predicted model, not a curated record